AUCGCAUGUACAGUUGUACACCUGUAUAUAUGUAUAAACUAAGUAAAUAUGUGUAUAUAAAAAGUGGAUAAUUUCGUAAACAGUAAUACGCGCGUUUAGAAACCGCAAAUUUUUAUUUAAUUUUGUCUGUAUGGCUCAGCUUUGAUAUUUUUUUAAUUCAGAAAUACUGAAAAAAUAAGUAUGUCUAUCCGGUCGAGUUCUCCAAAAGUUUUACUUGACAUUAGCUACAAGCCCAUGCCACAAGUAAUGGAUAUGCAAGACAACGUGAUAAAACUCAUUAAAAUGGAGCCACAAACAUACGAAUAUUUGCAUUCCAUGCAGCUGCAACAAGACAUCGUCCAUCAGCAACACUCGCUCUCGGCGACGUUCUACCAUCAUAGCCCACAGCCAUCCACAGCUAGCGCAGAUGAAUCGCAAUUGGCGACAACGCAACCUGCCAUACACGCCCAUCGAAGCACAGGGGAGUCAACAGAAUAUAUGGAAUAUGGAAACAUUGAAAUGGCUACCACCGACUAUAAUAUGUCCAGCCAUGAAAUUCUUAGCACAGUUAAUAGUUGCACUAGCAACAAUGUCAACACAUCCGCAACGCCGUAUAACCGAAAUGGUGGAGCUUCCCCGUCGGCAGCCACCAUCAACGGUACCAGCAGCAGUCUUGCAAAAGAAUUAAAUAACAAUUACAACCUUUCAAAUUCAUGCAACACGCUUACGCACCUAAGCGGCGUUAAUAAGCGACAUCGAGAAUUUGAAAGUGCCGAGCAAAAACUUAUGCCCGAAUCGAAAAAACAACACUUACACCUGCCACAUGAGCAGCAACUAUUCGUGCACCAGCAGGAUCCACAAAGAUUUGUCUUGGAAUAUUUGCCAACAACCGUUACGGACGUCAAUUCUAGCCUCAGUGCGUCGAACAAUAAUGGAACGGAUAGCAACAGCAGCACGCGCUCAUCGCAGUUCGAAUUUGCUGGCCAAGAAAUGUGCGAAAAUAGUGAAGAUAAUUUCAAGUACUCGUAUCAGCAGCAGCACCACCACCAGCAUCAGCGUCCACUGGCCCAAGCGACACCACCGCCUCGCACGCCGGCCAACACUGUUUUCAAUACAAAUGCUGCUAACGGCAAGGACUUGCCGCAUAGCCAACAGCUACAGGCACAGACAACAUCUAAAAGUUUGGAUCAGUAUGAUUUUUUGAAGAGCAACACUUGCUCCAAUGCCGAUCGCGAUGACUUAGAGUUUAUGCGUCUGAACGGCAAUAGCCUCGAUGCUGGCGAAGCUAACUAUGAUUAUGCCAACAAUGAUGAACUGAUGGAUAUACGCGCCGAUUCACUUUCCGAUAAUCAAGACUCAUCUAAGCCGUUCCGCAAGCCACGACGACGCACCAGACGGAAAUCGAGUAGAAGUGAAGAUGCUGAGGAGUUUCACAAUCAACGGGUUAUGGCCAAUGUUCGUGAACGACAACGGACCCAAAGUUUGAAUGAUGCUUUCAAGGCGCUACAGCAGAUUAUCCCCACAUUGCCCAGCGAUAAGCUGAGCAAAAUUCAAACGUUGAAACUGGCGACCAGAUACAUUGACUUUCUGUGUCGGGUACUAUCAACAAGUGAGAUUAGCCUGCUGAAAUCAAUGGAGAGCAAAAGCAUUCUCUCCACCAAUGGACUGCCGAUUGGAACGGCAUCGAUUUUGAAUGCAGCCACAAAUGGCACCGAGACUGAAAUGAAAGGUUUGCGACGAGCUACAGGGGCAUCCGUAAUUCCACCGGAAAAGCUAAGUUACUUAUUUGGCGUUUGGAGAAUGGAAGGUGAUACACAAGGAAAAACGUAGAGUUAGUCUGGUGUUUAGUUUAGGCCGAUGAAGAAACGUAAAGAAUUUAAGUAGGUAGUUAGGAUCUAUGUUUUUCUAAAUUAUUUACGUAUGCAUCCUAUAAUUUAAGAAAAUAUAUAUGUGCCGUAUUGUAUAAAAUAUGUUUAGCAUAAAAUAUGACAAUAGUAUUCUCAUUUAAACUUUCCAUUAAACACUAAGUAUAGUUUAUUUGAAAAUGAAAAAAGUAUUUAUAAGAUUUAGAUAAUCAACGCUUGUGGUUAAAUUCUUUUUAUGUGCAUAUUUCUUAUAAUAACUAUUUAUGAAAGCUAUUACACUGUUAUUAAAAUUUGUAUUACUUCA
Rhagoletis zephyria (snowberry fruit fly) is the source of this 2148-nucleotide messenger RNA. RefSeq names its product twist family bHLH transcription factor (gene twi). The record is from RefSeq and is a predicted model, not a curated record. Lineage: Eukaryota; Metazoa; Arthropoda; Insecta; Diptera; Tephritidae. Gene Ontology annotation, molecular function: protein dimerization activity; DNA-binding transcription factor activity, RNA polymerase II-specific; RNA polymerase II transcription regulatory region sequence-specific DNA binding. Gene Ontology annotation, biological process: developmental process; regulation of transcription by RNA polymerase II.